Molecule: messenger RNA, 4506 nt
Organism: Myotis davidii
Lineage: Eukaryota; Metazoa; Chordata; Mammalia; Chiroptera; Vespertilionidae
Gene: ZC3H6
Product: zinc finger CCCH-type containing 6
Exons: 14
Coding region: 1-3684 (1227 amino acids)
Biological process (GO): negative regulation of DNA-templated transcription
Cellular component (GO): nucleus
Molecular function (GO): RNA binding; metal ion binding
Source: RefSeq, a predicted model, not a curated record
AUGGAGCCGAGCGAUGCCUGCCGCCCGGUGCCGCGUGGCUGCUCUGCUCUGACAUCUUUUUAUCCCCGUGUGGGUGGUGAUGCCAAGUCUGGCACCUGUAAUGACGGCCGCAGUGCCCCCUGUGAGGUUGGCACAACUUGGAGAAUCUGGAGAAGUGAGGUUGGAGAAGAUGAUUACACAUUCCAUUUGCUCAGAGAAGAUGGUGAAUUAGAAGACGGUGAAAUUGAUGAUGCAGGAUUUGAAGAAACACAAGAACAGGAAGAGGAUGAGAAGCAGAAAAAUGAGAAAGCCUACAGAAAAUCAAGAAAAAAACACAAGAAAGAAAGAGAAAAGAAAAAAUCCAAAAGGAGAAAACGUGAGAAACAUAAGCAUAAUUCUCCAUCUAGUGAUGACAGUUCAGACUACAGCCUUGAUUCAGAUGUCGGACAUACAGAAAGUUCCCACAAAAAAAGAACUGGUUUCUACAGGGAUUAUGACAUUCCAUUUCCUCAGCAUGGCCACAUAUCAGGAAGCUACGUGACAUCAAGGAGGAGUCAAUAUAACAAAAAAUUUAAAAGUAAAGAAUAUGGUGAGUACAGUACCUACAGUGAUGACAACUUCGGUAACUACAGUGAUGACAACUUCGGUAACUACAGUCAGGAAACAGAAGAAGAUUUUGACAGUCAGCUCAAACAUUACAGACAAGCUAAAGAACCCUCCAGUAUUGCUUUAGGAUCAUCAUUUUUUAAAGAACCAGGGAAAAAACAAAGAAUGAAAGGAAUUCAGCAAGGUACUGAACAGAGGCUUAAAAGUUUUAAUGUUGGUCGUGGACGAGGUUUGCUGAAGAAAAUCAAACGCAAAGACCGUGGGGGAAGAGUCAGCAAAGGGCCCAGUAUGUUUUCAGGAAUGGAUGACUUUCAAGAGUAUAAUAAACCAGGGAAAAAAUGGAAGGUGAUGACUCAGGAAUUUAUUAAUCAGCACACAGUGGAACACAAAGGAAAACAAAUCUGUAAAUACUUUCUGGAAGGGAGAUGUAUUAAGGGAGAUCAAUGUAAAUUUGAUCAUGAUGCAGAGUUGGAGAAGAGGAAAGAGAUCUGCAGAUUUUAUUUACAAGGAUAUUGUACGAAAGGGGAGAACUGCAUUUACAUGCAUAAUGAAUUUCCAUGCAAGUUCUAUCAUAGUGGAGCAAAAUGUUACCAAGGAGACAAGUGUAAAUUUUCACAUGAUGAUUUGACAAAGGAAACGAGGAAACUUUUGGACAAAGUGUUGAACACUGAAGAGGACCCCACAAAUGAGGAUGAAAGAGAGUUAGAGGAACUUAGGAAGCGCGGCAUAACCCCUCUUCCCAAACCACCUCCAGGAGUGGGGCUCCUGCCAACCCCAGCAGAGCACUUUCCCUUUUCUGAUCCUGAAGAUGACUUUCAGACAGAUCUCUCUGAUGAUUUCAAGAAAAUCCCAUCUCUUUUUGAAAUAGUUGUAAAACCUACUGUGGACUUAGCACAUAAGAUUGGGAAGAAACCACCAGCAUUUUAUAGCAGUGACUCGCCACCAGGACCACAAUAUCAGGAAAGCAGCCCACAUCCUCAGCAUAUCUACAGUUCUGGGUCAAGUCCAGGUCCCGAACCUAAUAUGUCUCAGGGACACAGUAUUCCUGUGAUGCACUCAGGCUCCCCUAGACAUCAUCCAUGUGCAGGACCUCCUGGCCUACCAGUGCCACAGAGCCCACCUUUGCCACCCGGUCCACAUGGAGCUGGAGUAAUUGUUCAACCAGAUGCACCUUUGUCAGUACCAAGUAUGAGUGGUGCUUACCAUUGUCCGGGCUUUCCAGAACACAUGAUGAAAGUACCCAGAGAGAAUCAUGGUUCUCCAGGCUCAUCGCACCUGCAAGGUUCUGGUGAAAUGCAGCUCAGCACCAGUUACGACUCCCUACAAAACCCCGCUGAGUUUUAUGAGAAUUACUAUUCUCAGCAUGGUGCACCUAAUUUUCAGCCACCCAGUAACUCUAGUGAUGGGAUGUGGCAUGAUGAGUUUGCUCAGCAUCAGCCUCCCAUUGUUCAAGACUCACCUAACCGUGGGAGUGGGUGUGAUGGCAGCAGCAGCAUGACAGGCCAUGACCCCCUGCCUGCACCAGGCCUCCUCCCUGCAGUGCAGAGAGCUCUUUUUGUCAGACUUACUCAGAAAUACCAAGAAGACGAAGAACCAAGCAGCACCCACCCUCAGAGGGCACCCAGCAAAGAAGAAGAUGAUCCUGUUAACUGGUAUUCCAGUAGUGAAGAGGAAGAAGGGAGCAGUGUCAAAGCAAUCCUGAAAACGUUACAGAAACAAACAGAAACUUUAAGGAGUCAGCAGCAGUCUUCCUUGGAACUCUGCACUCCUACUGAUCCAAGACUUGCUAAAGAGAAGAGUAAAGGGAACCAGGUGUCUGACCCUCGACUUAGGACCAUCCCAAGACAAGACAUUAGAAAGUCUUCUGAGCCUCCCGCACAGGGUCUCAGACUCGUGUGGGAUCCCAGGAAACCAAGAGGAAACGGAAGUGGGCAGGUGAGCUCCUCUGCUGGCGCAGCAAAGUGCGAUUUACAUCAUGCACAUUCCGGCGCUAACAUCAAACACAAGAGAGGAGAUGAUGAGGAAGAGGACACAGAACGAGAACUGAGAGAAAAAGCUUCCUUAAUACCCCUGGACUCUCCCCCGGGGGCAGUGCUCCAGGACCCAAGGUCGCAGCUGAGGCAGUUCAGUCACAUUAAAAUGGAUAUCAUACUCGCCAAGCCCAACUUCGCAAAACACAUCGUGUGGGCUCCAGAGGACUUACUUCCAGUCCCUUUACCAAAACCGGACCCCGUCUCUUCAAUCAGCUUACCUCUGCCCCCUCUUAUAGCAGACCAGAGGCUAUGGAAUUCGAAAAGCGAUCUCCAUCAAAGCACAGUUCCCCUGGAUUCAAAAUUGGCAGUCAAAGCCAAAAUUAACACAACAAGCAGAGAAGGCUACCUGGAACCAUUUGGGGACUUGCACAGCCCAGCAAGUAAAUUGGGAGACCCCAGGCUACAAAAAAAAUGUGAUCCUAGACUUCACAGACUGCACAACACAGUAUCUCAGCAAGCAGUUACGAAGGAGUCACAUACACCAAAGUGCGCCCCUCACUUGGCCAGGUCAAGCCCUGGUGCAUCGCAGCCCUCGGCAGCAGUAACCAGCAACUCUGGACCUGGGGUUUUGCCUCCCUACACUCCUAAACUGUCGCCUUCAGCUGGUGUUCCACUGGGGACUCCAAGUUCAGUUCUCAGUGGUAUUAGUUUGUAUGACGCUAGGGAGCCUGGCUCAUCAUCUGCACCAGAGCCAGCAACGGAAAAUGCAGAGAACCAGAAAAAAAGUGGUGGUUUAAAAGGCAGUGACAAAAAUGAGCGCGCUCCUGGAGAAGCAGCCCUGCCACAGAAAACCACUGCCGACGCGGAGGCCACUGUCCAUGGGCCGGCCGACGCACCGGCCCAUGUCCCCAGCAGCUCCUGUGCAGGCCAGGUCCCCGCAGUGCACAGCCUUCCUGUGCAGGCGUUAACAGGCUUAAUGAGACCCCAGUACAGCGAUCCCAGGCAGUCCAGGCAGCUGGGACAGCUGAGCCCCACCCCAGAGGAUGACCCCAGUGGGGAAACAGAUGACAAAUCUCUGAAAGAGGUUUUUAAAACCUUCGAUCCAACUGCUUCACCAUUUUGCUAGCUACUGUGUAAUUAAGCAGUUCUUUUCAGUCUCGUGACCAUCGCAGUCCUCGCUGUUUUGUAACUGGUUUACCUCUAUAGUUUAUUUAUUUUUAAAUUAUGAACACUUUUCAGCUGCUAGUAUCAGAACCACAUGAAGUUAUAUCCUCUAAAGGCUGUGGUAUUUUAUAUAAUAUUUUUAUAAAUUUAAGAGACUGUAGCAAGUGACAUAGAAACCUAUAUAUCAUGUUAGCUUCAGUAAAAAUACCUUUUUUGUAAAUAAACCAUCAUGAACUGGACACUCUGCCUGAAUAUAUGCCAGUUGUCUUUCUUAAUCAAUGUUUAGAUAAAUGAUUACCACUUUUAUAUGGUUGUUCAUUUCAAGCAAUAUGAUGUAUAUUACUUUUGGGAAACAGUAUUUUGAUUAGGAUCCUCUCUGUCAACACAUAACUGCUAAUAGAAAUGUAAAAUGAAAUAAAGAAAACAUUUUAAAUCAUAGCAGAACAGUUCAUUUUUAAGGGCAUCACUUUUAUUAAUGUGGGCAAUAUUGUGUAAAUGAAGCAUUUGAAUGUCAUAUCUUUUAAAAAAUAUUUUAUUGUAUCAUAGAAGUUAGAGAUAUAUAAGUAGAUUGUUUUGCUGAAGUGAAAAUUCCCAAGUUCUCUGACAUACCUUUUUACAAUUAAUUUUCAUAUUAAAUAGUUAUGAGUUACUGCUGUCACCUGGUGAUGUUUAUGUGUGCUCAUGCGUUUUGUCUUUAGCAGCAUAAUUUAUAUUACUUUUUCAAAUGAUGUAGCUAUAAUAAUUGUAUUCAUCAUGACCUUGGCAAUUUUUACAAACUUUUAAA